Molecule: messenger RNA, 243 nt
Organism: Sphaeroforma arctica JP610
Lineage: Eukaryota; Ichthyosporea; Ichthyophonida
Exons: 2
Coding region: 1-243 (80 amino acids)
Cellular component (GO): Golgi apparatus
Molecular function (GO): GTPase activity; GTP binding
Source: RefSeq, a predicted model, not a curated record
AUGUGUGAGGCCAAACAGUUUGCUGAUGAGAACGGUCUUAUGUACUUAGAAACAAGUGCUAAGUCCGGAGAUAAUGUGGAAGAGUCGUUCCUGGAAACUGCCCGCAAAAUUUACCAAAACAUCCAGGACGGAAGUCUGGAUCUAAAUGCAGCCGAGAGUGGAGUGCAACACAAACCCGCAUCACGUGGCAUUUCUCUGACUGAACGAGAACAGGCAGAAGAUGCCAGCAACUGCGGUUGCUAA